GCUGAGUGUUUCUGUAACUUAUUGUGCAAGUACCACAAACACUUACUGUAUCAACAGACAUUCUUCCAAAAACGAGAUGGCAAUUUGAAGAAAACUUCCAUCAAGGGAGCAUCCAAGUAGACCUGAUAUCUAUAUGCUGAACCAUAAGGUGUCAGCGGGCGGGUGAAUGGCGCAAGCCCGCUCCACCGCCUCGGAUAAAACCACCCCGCGUCGACCGGCACCUCAUCACCAAUACUCCGCACCUUCAUCAUGAGUUCCGAUCCAGCUUCGUUCACCUCCAUCCCCAUAUUAGACUACUCUCAGGCCUCCUCUCCGGACACCAAGCCGACGUUUCUCUCCGACCUGCGAAAUGCUCUGGUCAAUGUGGGCUUCUUUUACCUGGUCAAUGCCCCGAUCGCGGCCCGGGUGCGCGACGAGUUGAUCGAUAAGACCUUUCGCCUUUUCGAUCUGCCCCUGGAGAAAAAGGUAGAAAUCGAAAUGGUCAACAGUAAACACUUCCUGGGAUACUCCCGACUCGGAGCGGAGACCACAGCCCGUCAGACCGAUUAUCGGGAGCAGUUCGAUUUUGCAACAGAGUUGCCCCCUCCGGCCCCGGAUGCACCUCUAUAUCGCAAUAUCAGGGGGCCAAACCAGCAGUGGCCCGAUGAAACCGCCAUCCCGGGCUUCCGUCACGCCGUGGAGGCAUACCUGACCGAGAUGAGCCCGGUUGCCGAGGCAUUCAAGAUACUUAUUGCAGAAGCUCUGGAUCUUCCCCCGACCGCGCUGCAGCAAUUCUUCGAGAACCCAACGCAACAGAAGUUAAAGUUGAUCAAGUACCCGCCUCCCGCGACGCCAUCCGAGGCCCAGGGCGUGGGAGCCCACAAGGAUUCCGAAUUUUUGACAUUCCUGCUGCAGGCGACGCCCCAUACAGGACUCGAGGUACAGAACAAAGCGGGCGAGUGGAUAUCCGCUCCUCCAAUGCAAGACUCGUUAGUUGUAAAUAUUGGUCGUGCGCUCGAGGCCAUCACGGGCGGGGUGUGCACGGCCACUACUCACCGCGUUAGUUUGGCCGCGGAGAAAUUCGUGGAUGCGCAGGGUCGGGCGCUCGGACCCCGGUUUUCGAUCCCCGUGUUCCAAGGGAUGAGUCUGGAUCUGUCGGCGGAGAAUAUCUCGCUGGAAAUCCCGGCCCAUAUCAGGGGUCUAAUCAAAGAUGCAAAAGUGAGGUCGGAUGCAGAGGUCACAUUUAAUCGCAUGUUCCGAGGGAAUGUUGGAGAGGGCACCCUUGUGCACCGGGUCAUGAGCCAUCAAGAUGUCGGGCGGCGGUGGUAUCCGGAAUUGUUGGAUUGGGCCUUGGGAGAGUAUGAGAAGUAA
Aspergillus ibericus CBS 121593 is the source of this 1350-nucleotide messenger RNA. RefSeq names its product isopenicillin N synthase family dioxygenase. The transcript is spliced from 3 exons. Lineage: Eukaryota; Fungi; Ascomycota; Eurotiomycetes; Eurotiales; Aspergillaceae. The coding region runs from base 250 to 1350 and encodes 366 amino acids. The record is from RefSeq and is a predicted model, not a curated record.